AUGGCAUUCAGUGCUGAGUCGAUUAAACCUCCGCUACAAGAGCAAACAACGGAGCUGAAGCGUAAAAUCCAACUACUGGAGAGCGACAGAGCUACAUACUACGAGAGCACCCAGUCCAGCAUCAAGAAGAACAAACAGUCCAUCCUCCAGCUGAGGCAGCAGAACAAGGAGCUGCGCAGGAGGCUGGCUGAAGCUAAUGCUGGUGAUGAACAAAUCAUUAAAGUGGCCUUUCACAACAGAGGCGUGGAGAAGAAUGCCUACCGCAACCUGUCAACACAGGAGGCUGCCACAACGCUGGACCACAGGGUGAUGUCCAAGAGGAAGCGUCUAAACGCCCUGAAGGCCACCACCCAGACCAACCAGCGCCGCCUUGAAGAGCUGAAUAUGAAGUACAGGAGACUGAAAUCCGAGGGCAGUGGUGGGACAGCAUCUGCUGACAUUCGCAAUCUCAAGGAAGAAGAAGAUGCCAUGGAUCUGUUGGUGCUGGACAACAGGCUGGAGAAAACCCAGCUGAACGGCAAAGAGGCUAAGAACAUUAUGAGUCACUAUUUAAACGCCAAAAGUCGCUUGCAGGACGAAAGUCUGACUUUUGAGGGCCAGUUGGACAGCCUGGAAGCAGAAAUCCUGAAGCACAGAGAGGAGCAUCAGAAGUUGCAGGUCAUCAAUAAUGACGCCCAGCUCUCCAGAAAAGCCACUGAGGCCGGGUUACAGCAGCUGGAGGAAUCGCUCUUCAAGGAACGUAAGGAGAGAGAGCGUCUCAAAACAAGUUACACGAAAAAGGCUGAGGAGCUCAAAGCCCAGGCUGAAAAAGCCGACAGACGGGUCCAGAGAACAAUUAUCCAGCCGGAUGAACUGAGCAGCGAAGCGCCACACAGCACCACCAGGAUGGCAGGCGAGGAGGAGAAAGUCAUGUCCACCUUUGAGGAGGCCUUCAGACGCAACAAGGAGGCCGCCGAGGUCACAGAUUCACAGGAGAUAGUGGAUCCCAUUACUUCUCAGGGGGAGACACGUCAGCAUCUGGAGAAGCUGAAGAAGGAGAACGAGGAGGUCCUGGUGCAGCUGAAGCAGCAGAAGGAGCUUUUGAACCAAGACUUUGAAAAUAUAAAAUAUUCAGGGGGGGUUAAAUUCUCCAGUGAUCAGCAGACGUUGGAAGAGUGUGAGCAGCAGCUACAGGCUGAGCAGCAGAGGUGUAAUGCAGGCAAAGAGCGCCUGCACGGGCUCGUGAAAGCUUUCAGCACCGCCCGACCCGCAGUCGAGCACCUGAUAGACAAACUGCAACACAUCACAGUGAGUGAAGACACAGUUGCUGGAGUGCAUCCAGACUCUGAUGUGUAUGUGGUGGAGCUGAUGACCCAGUUGGAGCUGAAAUUGCAGGUACUGCAACAGGAGCUUCAAGGAAAGGAUCUGGCAGCUAUUAAGAAGGAGAUGGAGGAAGAGGAGUUCCAUGUCAGGAUCGAAGACAAGCUGCCGGAGUACAACACCCGAGUGCGACUGCCGGAGGAUGAAGCGGCGGACCUCUUCACUGAUGAGGACGCGAGCGGAGAGAGCGAGGCUAACAUCAUCUCACGUGAGGCUCUGAAACGUCAGUCCAAGCUGAUCGCCGACGCCAACUUUAAGAGGAAGCCGUGGAAAAAGAAGAAGGGCAAGUUCUGAUCCGGCAGGGUCAAGAAAAAUAAAUGCUCUGAACCAAAA
This is a messenger RNA of Stegastes partitus (bicolor damselfish), 1692 nucleotides long. Its product is annotated as coiled-coil domain-containing protein 151-like. Lineage: Eukaryota; Metazoa; Chordata; Actinopteri; Pomacentridae. Gene Ontology annotation, cellular component: ciliary basal body; ciliary tip; ciliary rootlet. Gene Ontology annotation, biological process: outer dynein arm assembly; cilium movement. The record is from RefSeq and is a predicted model, not a curated record. The coding region runs from base 1 to 1653 and encodes 550 amino acids. The transcript is spliced from 13 exons.